AUGAUGAAAAAAUCAAAAGAUAACUCAGAUGAUUCUAGUGUUGAGUAUGAUGUUGAAAAAAUUCUUGAUAAGAAAAAAAUGAAUGGUACUACAUUUUACGAGGUAAAAUGGUUGGGGUAUGUUGAAACAACAUGGGAACCUAGUUGUAAUAUUGGUCCUUCAUUGAUCAAAAAAUUUGAAAAGAAUUUUGUUAGAAAGAGUUUGGAUUCUAAAAGGAAAGAUAACAAUGAUAAUGAAGUGAAGAUGUCACCUUCUAAAAAGAAAAGAAAAAUUAAUUUUGCUGUUAAAACAGACAGAAAAAGUUCUAAUUUAGAUUUUGAACCUAUUGAGUCUGGUGAAAAAAAAUCUGAUUUAAUAAAUAAUUCUUCCGAAGUUAGAAGAAGAAGUUUAAGACAAUGUAGACUCAGUGGUAUGUCUGUUAAAAGACGCACUAGUUCCCGAUUAUCUAAGUCUAUCGAAGGAAAUGAGAUUGUUCCUGAGAUAGAAACACCAAAGAAUAAUAUAACUAAAAUUAAUAAUACUCCAUUAUUAAAGGAGUCAUAUAGUCAACAAGAUACUAGUACUGAAGAGUUAUCAGAAGAAAUUGAUGGUAGUAAAGGAAUUGUCGAUCACCGUAUUAGAGACGAUGGUAUCAAAGAAUAUAGAAUUCGUUGGAAAGGUUUUCCUGAGGAAGAAGAUACUUGGCAAACUUCAGAUACUUUUAUUGAUUCACGUGUUGUUGAUUUGUAUGAAAAAAAGAUUGCUAACAGUGUUUCAUCCAAUGAAAAUGACCAUGGACUUCUUUGUGAACUUAUAAAAGAGGCAGAAAAUGGAAAGAAAUAUGAAACAGAUGAAAUAUUCUUUAUUAUAGCUUUAUUUGUAAAUAAAGAUAAUGAAAAAUUGUAUUUGGUAGCUUUAAAAAAUUAUGAUAUUGCUGUUAUACGGUCAGAGAAUGUUCCAAUUAAAUUUAAAAAGGAAUGUUCCAUUGUUGACAAAAGAGUCAUUCAUUGGAAAGUUUAA
Molecule: messenger RNA, 999 nt
Organism: Strongyloides ratti
Lineage: Eukaryota; Metazoa; Nematoda; Chromadorea; Rhabditida; Strongyloididae
Product: Chromo domain/shadow and Chromo domain-like and Chromo domain-containing protein
Exons: 5
Coding region: 1-999 (332 amino acids)
Biological process (GO): negative regulation of transcription by RNA polymerase II; chromatin organization
Cellular component (GO): pericentric heterochromatin
Molecular function (GO): chromatin binding
Source: RefSeq, a predicted model, not a curated record